Puntigrus tetrazona (Sumatra barb) is the source of this 1152-nucleotide messenger RNA. RefSeq names its product olfactory receptor 1500-like. Gene Ontology annotation, molecular function: G protein-coupled receptor activity; olfactory receptor activity. The transcript has 3 exons. NCBI's taxonomy places the organism in Eukaryota, Metazoa, Chordata, Actinopteri, Cypriniformes, Cyprinidae. The record is from RefSeq and is a predicted model, not a curated record. Gene Ontology annotation, cellular component: membrane. Gene Ontology annotation, biological process: G protein-coupled receptor signaling pathway.
GGUUGCUGUCCUUGUUGGUCGAGUUCAGCAGUGGUCCCCUCACCAUAGAGGAUCACCUAUGAGCACACCCCUCUCAUAAACUGAGCGACUAACAUGGGGUCUCUAGGCCUCUAACGAUAGUCCAUGUUAUGGUGAAACAGAUAAACAGGAAUCAUGAGCUCCAUGCAGUCAGACUCCUCUGCAAAUGCAACCUUUGUUCGUCCUGCUACAUUUUAUGUCAGUGACUUUUCUAAUAUCCCACAUGCAAAAUACUACUAUGUGUUCCUGUCUUUAGUGUAUGUUGUGACUGUUUUAGGAAAUUCAUUUAUCAUGUGUAUAAUUUAUUUGGCCCGCAGACUCCACACAGCCAAAUAUAUUGCCGUUUUUCAUCUGUCCCUUUCUGAUCUGUGUGGAAGCUCAGCUUUGAUUCCAAAAAUCAUAGACAUGUUUUUAUUUGAUCACCAAGACAUUUCUUAUGAAGCGUGUUUAACAAAUAUGUUUUUUGUGUAUCAUUUCAUGAAUCUGCAGUCUCUGACACUUCUUGUUUUGGCUUAUGACAGAUUGGUAGCUAUUUGUUUUCCUCUGCGGUAUCAUGCCAUUGUUACCAAACCAGCCAUGUUUCUGAUCAUAGGGGUGAUGUGGAUUGUGUCUGUCACAUUUUUUUCUGUACUUGUAGGUUUAGUGAAUAGAAUCUCUUUUUGUAGGUCUAAUGUACUUAAUAGUUAUUUUUGUGAUUAUGUCCCAAUUUGUGGACUAGCAUGUAAUGAUAUUUCCAUAAAUAUCUUGAUGGGUAAAAUUUCUUAUGGUCUCCUGAUUUGCACACCACUGAUAUUGAUAAUCAUCUCAUAUCUCUGCAUUUCUCUGGCUUUGCUUAAGAUUGCUCAUGGAGCUGACUGAAUUAAAGCCAUAAAAACCUGCACUUCACAUCUUAUGUUGGUGGCAAUUUUUUAUCUCCCAAUUUUAUGCAAUGUCCUUGCUUCUGUAACAACACCUUUGCAUCCAAAUGUCCAGAUAAUUAACAAUUCCCUGGCACAGACGUUACCACCUAUGUUGAAUCCCAUCAUAUACACUCUGAAGACAGAGGAGGUCAUGCAAUCCAUAAAAGACCUGUACAAACGCAGCAGGGUGAACACUAGAGAGAGAAAAAUUAAAUGCAUUCUUAAUCACAGGUGA